AUGUCCUGGUCCUUCACACUGACCCAAGAAGCCCAGUGGAUCCCCAAGUUCGCAGUCGUGGGGUAUCUGGAUGGCCUGCCCAUGGAGUACUACGACAGCACCCACGAGAGGGUCGUGUCUCGACGGCACUGGCGCCCGGACCCGGCCCCCGCGGAGAACGAGGAGGAAAAGAAAGGGGCAGCCGAACACACUUACAUAUCCAUGUUUGAAAAACUGCAGCUCGCGAAGAAGCACUUUAACCACAGCGGAGGUCUGCACACUUACCAGAGACAGGCUGGCUGUGAGCUCAGCGACGAUGGCACACAGCUGUUUCACGCCCGGGAUGCCUAUGAUGGUCAAGAUCUCCUCCAAUACAAUAUGGACCACCUCCGCUGGGAUCCUCUGGUGCCCGAACUAAAGAACGACGAGGCUCUGAUGCACUCUGAUGACAUAGAGCAAAAUAACACCUACCAGCCACUGUGCAUCCAGGUCCUGAAGAGCUACCUGGAGCAGGAGAAGGACAGACCUGUGAUGAGAGUCAAGCCCAGGGUCCAGGUCUUCCAGAAGACAUCUGCCCUCUCUGGGGGGACGGAGGUGACCUGCCUGGCCACCGGCUUCUACCCCCGGGCCCUGGAGCUGACCCUGCUGAGAGACAGGCGUCCCGUCCCGGAGCAGGAGCUGACAGGGGGGGAGGUGCUGCCCAACGGAGACGGGACCUACCAGCUGAGGAAGAGCCUGGCGCUCAGCAAGGAAGAGGAGGAGCGCCGAGAGAGACAUCGCUACACCUGCAGGGUCCAGCACAGCGGUCUGGACAACAUGCUGGAGGUGGCCCGAGAACCGGAACCCGACCUGGACACUGGGCUCAUCGCUGGGGUGGUGAUCGGGGUCCUGAUUGUGGCUCUGGUGCUGCCCGUCGCCGCCUGUGUCCUCUGGAGGAAGAAAGGACGAGGAGCCUGUAGGAGGUCUGAUGUCAAGUACACUGAGGCCCAGGGACGAGACCAGAGUGGCCCGUCAUCAAACAGCUCUGGUCCCUAGAGAGGCCGUACGGACCGAGAGAGGAGCUCUGCAGAGUGUGGACAGAGAUCUCGCAGGACCUGAAUCACUUAGAACAGAAUUCAUCGCUGUGGGGCUGGGUUUCUUUGGUCAUUUGUAUCAGCUACAUUGCAUAGAUUUGAUCAUCAAAAAAAAAAUGAAAUCACAUCUUAAUAAAGUGAAUAACUAAUAACGAAUUUUUUUUGUGCCGCAAUACUGGAAGUGAGGAUAACAUCUGCACCUCCAAGGUUGUAAAUAAUAAUAAAAAUCUAA
This is a messenger RNA of Lepisosteus oculatus (spotted gar), 1284 nucleotides long. NCBI's taxonomy places the organism in Eukaryota, Metazoa, Chordata, Actinopteri, Semionotiformes, Lepisosteidae. The record is from RefSeq and is a predicted model, not a curated record.